CCUAUAUAAACGUUUCACGCCCUGUCCUCAGCAAAAAUGUCGACUAACGCGCUCGAGAACCAGUCAACUGUGACUGUCGAGACUGAGUAUUUGGAGAAUUCAGCAGACGAGACGGUUCCCGGCAUCAAGUCCGGUGUAAGGCUAGAUAUCAAUGCUGCGAAGCCAGAACCCCGCUUCCGCGACGGCGCACAGGUCCACAUGUCAGAAAAGAUUGGAUCUACCAGGAUGAAAGGCAGCUACCAGAUUAGCAAGUCUCGUUUCAGUGGCUCCAAAGGUUACACUGAAUACCAAUUGCUCGAGCCACUCACACAGUCGCUUCAUAACAAAGGCGCCUGGUAUCGCGAGAAGGACUUAAAACAGGGGAGCUGAACUCAGCUGCAGUGUACAUCUUUUUGAGGCUGUGUUCACCGGAAUUCUCUUGCCCAGGCAGCAGAGUAAUACGGUGCAGCCAAUGGCGCACAGGCAUUAAGGCUGUGUCUCAGGGUAGGGCGAUCGCGAACACAUGGGUGCAAUGGCUCUUCGCUACGUACAUAAACAUAUUUACCCG
Messenger RNA from Parastagonospora nodorum SN15, 547 nucleotides. RefSeq lists its product as hypothetical. The record is from RefSeq and is a predicted model, not a curated record. The transcript is spliced from 3 exons. Lineage: Eukaryota; Fungi; Ascomycota; Dothideomycetes; Pleosporales; Phaeosphaeriaceae. The coding region runs from base 37 to 369 and encodes 110 amino acids.